Aedes albopictus (Asian tiger mosquito) is the source of this 6918-nucleotide messenger RNA. RefSeq lists its product as uncharacterized. The record is from RefSeq and is a predicted model, not a curated record. Gene Ontology annotation, biological process: DNA integration. Lineage: Eukaryota; Metazoa; Arthropoda; Insecta; Diptera; Culicidae. The transcript is spliced from 2 exons. Gene Ontology annotation, molecular function: nucleic acid binding. The coding region runs from base 309 to 6632 and encodes 2107 amino acids.
AGUCAAAAGACUUGACAGCCAACUUGUCAAGGAGCAGUGACAGUUGCUUGACACGUAACAAUUUGCAAAUCAUUCCAACUCAAACCAUUAUUCGCAUUACUCGAAGAAGGCAGAGAAUUUGUAAAAGUUUGUAGUUCAUUAUUAGUUGCUAUAGAGAUCAAGUUGGCAGGUAGAAUACUUGUUAGUCAGACCAAAUUUCUUUUGAGCUCAGUCUAACCGCAAAAAGACGUGCUGCAAAAAACGAGGUCCGAAACUACCCCAACAAAUCUCAAAAGAAAUUUGUUAUUAGCACGAUUGAAGGUCAAAGAAUGCCGGAAACUAGCCGUUUUGAUUGCCGUAGUUGCAGCCUGGCCAACAACAUCGACGAUAUGGUCGAAUGUGAAGGUGGAUGCGGUGGUUGGUUCCACUAUGGCUGCGUAGGAUUCGAUGACGGAAAGAAGGAGGAGAAUUGGAAGUGCUCGAGUUGUGUUGCGAGGAAUAUGGCAACGGCACCGCCAGCGGGAGCAAUAGGAGGUAAUCCGACAGGUUUCCAACAACCGGUUUUCACCACUACGUCUGGAUCUAGUGGAUCCGGUACUCCGGAUCUGGCAGCAGAGAGAGUGAAACGUAACCUCAAACUGCUUGAGGAACAGCAAUCCUUCCUACUCAGGGAGAUCGAGCUGGAGCAGAAGCGGGAUUUUGAGCAGAAGAAGCUGCAGCUGGAGAAAGAAGCGUGGCGAGUGCGGUAUGAGUUGCUGAAUGCGCAGACUGGCCAAAUGCGAGGAGAUGUCAACGAGCCGGGGGUUGCUGUAGACUGGGCGAAUCGUCUAUCGCUAGUCGCUAGCAGCUUCAUCCCUACGUCUGGGGCAUCGAGCAGUACACCCACGUCAGCAAACACCAACGUAUCCGUUCCCACACCCCUCAUUUCUACCGGUGUAGUCUGCCCUCAAACUGGUGUUCCGGUUUCAUCGUUGCCCACCAGUUCGACUAAUGUCCACCAAGGAAUUAGCUCCGUACCAUUCCAUACCGUGCUGCCGCCUGUAACAAACAACUUUCAGCAGUCGGUGGCUUCCGCUGGUGCUGUCACAAGAUCUGCCCUGAUAGACGUCCAAUCAGGUUUAACAUCGAACCCCUACACUAUGGGACCGACGCCAAGCUACAUCCACGAUUUUCUGCCCGGUGGUGGAAGAAGUCAACCCGGAUCAUCGACACCCAUCACGUCGGCAACGUCAGUGCCUUGGAGCGACCCGGCGACGAGCUACACGUACCUCACCCAAUCGCUGCCACCUACAAUCAGUACGGUAGGUUCAAUUGGGAGCUUUCCACUGCAAGCAGCACACGUAAGUCAGAACAACCAAUAUCCAUGCUAUGGAAAUCAAAUGUCGCUAGGGUUAGGGCUAGGUCAGGUACCUCAAUAUUCGAUGUAUACAAUGAGACCACAGACUAGUCAAAUAAACGUAAGCAUGCCAUACGCCCCCAGUUCCAUUCCUCAGUCCAUCCCUUUUCCUCCCCACGUUUCUGCCGCAAACCAAGCGGCUCCGGUAGUGAAUAUUGGUGAUCUCGGUGGGCCAACACCUCGUCAACUGGCGGCGAGGCACGCGAUGUCCAGGGACCUGCCGACUUUCAGCGGGAAUCCGGAGGAGUGGCCUAUGUUUCACAGUGCUUUCUACACGUCAACAGAAGCAUGUGGCUACAGUGAGGUGGAGAAUCUUGGCCGACUUCAACGCUGUCUCAAAGGCAGUGCAUUGGAAGCAGUGCGGAGCCGUCUUCUACUACCUUCCGCUGUGCCGCAAGUGAUGCAAACCUUGCAGCUUUUGUAUGGACGUCCGGAGCAGAUCAUUUACUCGCUCCUCACGAAAGUUCGGGAUGUUCCUGCUCCGAAAGCCGAUAACCUGAAAACGUUGGUGACGUUCGGCAUGACAGUGCAGAACUUCUGUGAUUACCUAGUAGCAGCGGGACAAGUGGUUCACCUUUCGAAUCCUGUACUUCUGCAGGAGCUAAUCGAUAAGCUCCCAGCGCAUCUGAAGCUGGACUGGGCGGUGUAUAAACGGCAGUUCCCACUAGUGGACCUCCGAGUGUUCGGUGCAUACAUGGCGAAUCUAGUAUCAGCGGCGGCUGACGUAACUCUAACAUUGGAUUCGACUGCUGUGAAAGCUUCUAAACCAGAGAAGGCAAAGGGAUACCUCAACGUUCAUUCCUCCUCAUCGACAGAAAUCGAUACAGUGAAGCCCACAUCGGAGGAGCCGAAGAUUGCAGCUUCCGGCGUGCGCUGUUUGAUUUGUAGUGAUCCGAAUCACAAAGUUAAAGAGUGCGACGUAUUCAAGCGAUUGAAAGGAGAGGAAAAGUGGAAAGCAGUGCAAACACACCAUCUCUGUCGAGUUUGCCUCGGUAAACAUGGACGAAAACCGUGCCGAUCUCAACUACGCUGUGAGGUACAGGGGUGUCAACUGCGCCAUCACCCGCUCCUUCAUUCGGGUUCAACAACGACUACCGCGAGCCCAGCAAUCAAGCCAACAAGCCGAGUUCCAGUUAAUCCUACUACCGUUGCGAACCUGGUUGCGAAGCAGUCUGAAGGAGUGAACGCGCAUCGGCAUAGUCAGAAUACGACACUAUUCCGUGUUUUGCCGGUGACCCUUUUCGGCAACGGAAGGAGCAUCGAAACGUUUGCCUUUAUCGACGAAGGAUCUUCUGUUACAUUACUGGAGAAGUGGAUUGCUGACGAACUCGAUAUCAAGGGAUUCAAGCGGCGGCUAUGUUUGACAUGGACCGGUAAUGUUAGCCGCGACGAGGAUGACUCACAUCAAGUUACGAUCGAGAUAGCUGGCACUGAAGCUGAUCGUCGUUAUAAGUUGGAGGAAGUUCGCACCGUUAAAUCUUUGGCAUUGCCGAAGCAAUCGCUCUGUUAUAGCGAGCUAGCUGAGCGCUAUCGACACCUCCAGAAGUUACCAGUUAAGGAUUACGAAUCGGUGACUCCUGGGAUCCUAAUUGGCGCCGAACAUGCCCAUUUAACUGCCACCAAGCAACUUCGAGAAGGAAAGACAGGCGAGCCUGUCGCAGCUAGAACUCGACUUGGAUGGGCGGUGUAUGGACCGGUUCAGCAAGGGAUGCCAAAUGGAAGCUUCAACUUCCAUAUAUGCGAAUGCGAAGAUGAUGGCAAGCUGCACGAUUUGGUUAAACAGUACUUCACCGUUGAAAGCGUUGGAGUUUCGGCAGACAAAGGGCCGGAAUCCGAAGAAGAGAAACGGGCCAGAUCUAUCUUGGAGCGAACAACAAGAAGAGUCGGCGAAGGAUUCGAAACCGGGCUGUUGUGGCGAUACGACGAUGUGGAGUUUCCCGACAGCUUCCCAAUGGCGGUUCGAAGGCUACAGUGUUUCGAGAGGCGACUGAAGAAAAACCCGGAAGUCGAGGAAAGCGUUCGACGCCAAAUCAUUGAGUACCAAAGGAAAUCCUACAUCCAUAAGGCGUCGGAAGAGGAACUGAAAUCGGCAGAACCAGGCAAGGUGUGGUAUCUUCCAUUGAGCGUCGUGCAGAACCCCAAGAAACCGAGCAAGAUCCGCCUCGUGUGGGAUGCGGCAGCUAAGGUGAACGGUAUUUCGCUGAACAGUAUGCUGGUGAAGGGACCGGAUCUUGUCGUGCCGCUACCAACUGUAUUGUGUGGAUUUCGAGAACGACGGGUGGCUCUUGGUGGAGACUUACAGGAAAUGUUUCACCAGGUGAAGAUACGGUCCGAGGACCGGCAAGCGCAACGUUUUCUGUAUCGAGAGAAUCCAACGGAAAAUCCUACGGUUUUCGUCAUGGAUGUAGCUACGUUUGGUUCUUCCAGCUCACCAUGCUCAGCGCAAUACAUCAAAAACCUCAACGCUAGAGAGCAUGCGCAAGAGUUCCCGAGAGCAGCGGAGGCCAUCGAACGUCGUCAUUAUGUCGACGACUACUUCGACAGCUUUGACGACGAGGACGAAGCAUGUCGUGUUGCACAAGAAGUAAGGAUAGUUCAUAAAAGAGGCGGUUUCACCAUUCGGAAUUGGUUGUCCAACUCUUCCGAAGUUCUGCGACGGGUCGGGGCAGUGGCCGCGACAAAAGAUGAAUGCUGUCAGAUGCAGCUCGGCGCGGACAAAACGGGUCAAACAGAGAGAGUUCUUGGGAUGCUGUGGGCACCCAUGCCUGACAUCUUCACCUACGCGGCGGUUUCCGAACUACCAACAAUCACUCCAACCAAGAGAAACAUCCUACGUUGCGUUAUGAGUCAGUAUGAUCCGUUAGGAUUACUCUCUCACUUUCUUGUCCACGGACGCGUGAUAAUCCAGGACAUAUGGAGAAGCAAAGCAGACUGGGACGACAUCGUUGGAGAGGAAAUACAGGAGCGAUGGAGACGAUGGAUCGAAGUUUUCGAGGAUCUUCAGAACGUGCGCAUUCCCCGAGCAUACUUUCCCAGCGCGGCUUCAACGGAAAUCACGGAUCUACAGCUACAUAUUUUUGUCGACGCCAGUGAGGUGGCAUAUGCCUGCGUUGCCUACUUUCGGGCGAACAUCCGAGGGCAGUUCCAGACUGCGCUGGUUGGCGCGAAAUCAAAGGUGUCUCCAUUGAAAUCGCUAUCGAUACCCAGAUUGGAACUGCAGGCGGCGAUCAUCGGCUGCAGACUAUUGAAAACACUAUGCGCGAGUCACAGCUUACCAAUCAAGCGGAGGUUCAUGUGGACCGACUCCAAAACGGUUCUCGCAUGGAUCAAUUCUGACCACCGUCGUUACCGCCAGUUCGUGGCCUGUAGAAUCGGAGAAAUUCUAUCCAAGUCGAACGCUGAGGAGUGGAUGUGGAUCCCCACCAAGCAAAAUGUCGCCGACGAAGCUACAAAGUGGGGGAAAGGACCCAGUUUCGACCCGGACAGCCGCUGGUUCACGGGGCCGCAAUUCCUAAAGGAAGCACAGGAAUCUUGGCCGAUCCAGCCUACUAGUGUGGAAACUCUGGAGGAGCAAAAACCGUGCCUGGUACUGCACGUCCGACCGCAAAACUACCUGGUAGAUUGGAGUCGCUUUUCGAAGUUUGAGAGGCUUUGGCGCGCCAUUGCCUAUAUUUAUCGUCUGGUUGGAAACUUUCGUAGAAAACGAUUAGGACUAACUCCGAAUCGAGGUCAUCUUACGCUGGAGGAGUUGAACAAAGCGCAGAACUGCCUCUGGCGCCUGGCUCAAGAAAACGCAUUUUCAGAAGAAGCGAAGCUGUUGAAGAAGGUUGUGGAAGGGAAUCGAUCAGCGAUACUGGAGAAAACGAGUCGCAUCUACAAAUUGUCACCGUUUCUGGACGACCAUGGCGUGAUCCGAAUGGAUUCUCGGCUCAGCGCUGCUAGAUUUGUUGCGUUUGACGUUCAAUUUCCGAUUAUUCUUCCGAAGGAUCAUCCGCUGACGUGCCUUUUGCUGGAUUGGUACCACAGGACUUAUCUUCACGGCAACAACGAAACAAUCGUCAACGAAGUUAGGCAGCGAUUCCACGUUUCGUCAUUACGAACGCAGGUACGGAAGGUAGCGAAGUCAUGUAUGUACUGUAAAGUGAAGAAAGCUAAACCAUGCGUCCCGCGCAUGGCACCGCUACCCGAAGCAAGGUUGAGCCCUUUCGUUCGACCUUUUUCGUACGUCGGGUUGGACUAUUUCGGCCCGAUUAAUGUGAAAGUUGGUCGUUCAUUAGUAAAGAGAUGGGUGGCACUCUUUACCUGCCUCACUAUUCGGGCAGUCCAUUUGGAGGUCGCACACUCACUAUCUACAAACUCCUGCAAGAUGGCCAUUCGACGGUUUUUGGUGCGACGAGGUUCUCCGCUAGAAAUCUGGAGUGAUAACGGGACGAAUUUCGUAGGCGCCAGCCGCGAGCUCCAAACACAGGUGAAGCAGAUGAACGAGAAGCUUUCAGCGGUGUUCACGAACGCUACCACUAAGUGGAUAUUCAAUCCACCCUCAGCCCCCCACAUGGGUGGAUCCUGGGAGCGAUUAGUGCGCUCUGUGAAGGUUGCUUUCGCUGGACUUUCGAUUACCAGGAAUCCCGAUGACGAAACAUUGCUGACGCUGAUGACCGAAGCUGAAGGAGUAAUUAAUACACGCCCGCUCACGUUUAUGCCGUUGGAGAAUGAUUCUCAGGAAGCCCUAACUCCUAAUCAUUUUCUCCUGCUCAGCUCUCAAGGAGUGGCUCAGCGUCCAGAACCUCUAGUGGACCGAGCUGAAUUCUUGAGGAACAGUUACAGCUUCAUGAAGGGACUGGUAGAUGAGUUCUGGCAUCGAUGGAUUAAGGAGUAUUUGCCGACCAUCGCCGUUCGCACGAAGUGGAUUGAAGACUCCAGGGAUUUGCAAGAGGGUGAUGCUGUUAUCGUCGUAGACGAAUCUACUAGAAAUGGAUGGCUUCGCGGACGAGUGCUGUCCGUGGUGAAAGGAUGCGACGGGCGAGUCAGGCAAGCCUACGUCAGGACCUCUACGGGAGUUCUACGCAGACCCGCUUCGAAGAUUGCAGUGUUGGAGAUCCAGAGCGGUCGAGGCGAAAAGGACUUGGGUAACACUGGACAGCCGGAGUCCUCUGACCAGUAUUACGGGUCGGGGGAUGUUGGGAGCACUACGCCACUGCUCGCCGAAACAGAUGAACAAGUCAAAAGACUUGACAGCCAACUUGUCAAGGAGCAGUGACAGUUGCUUGACACGUAACAAUUUGCAAAUCAUUCCAACUCAAACCAUUAUUCGCAUUACUCGAAGAAGGCAGAGAAUUUGUAAAAGUUUGUAGUUCAUUAUUAGUUGCUAUAGAGAUCAAGUUGGCAGGUAGAAUACUUGUUAGUCAGACCAAAUUUGUAAGUAUAACUAUGAUUGUAUCCCGACAAUGAAUUAACAUUACUGAAAUCUGAAUUACAGCUUUUGAGCUCAGUCUAACCGCAAAAAGACGUGCUGCAAAAAACGAGGUCCGAAACUACCCCAACAC